UAUACACGUCUGCACUUUCAUGGCCAAACAGUACUGAUUUUAGCUCGCCAACAACAUACAGCACACACGCAGCAAACGCAAUGAAAUGAAAUUUAACUGGCUAAGCGAAUACUUGGCCGAAACACUCAACGUUACUGCAAUAUACGACGCUGUCACACGUCCAUUCGCCGAGUUACGCCUGGAAAAUCUGAGCCCGCAAGCCAUCUAUUGCCGGAUUAGGUCAACAUCGGCUGAAGCGCUGGAGCAUAUAGUGAUUGCAUGUGCGGUAUACUUGCUAGUAUGCCUGGGCCUAUACAAACUCACCUUUUGGCUAUCCACUUCUUCGACAUCGGCACCGUCAGCCCCUGGCGCCCAGCUGAAGAAGGAGAAUGGGAAUGGCGGUGACACAAAUGUCAGCAACAACGGAGGCCUGCGGAAUGCACUCCAGAACGGUCUGCGUUUGCGUAGCGUUCAUCUGCCCAAAGCGGCUUUAAUGGGUCGCAUGCUUUUGGUUAUCGCACAUCCGGAUGACGAGUGCAUGUUCUUUGGGCCACUGAUCUACUCGCUGACGCAGCGUGACGGCUGUCAGGUUUACGUGCUCUGCCUGUCAAAUGGCAACUAUGAGCAACAAUCGCAAUUACGUCGGGAAGAGCUGUUUCGGGCGUGCAAACGUUUGGGCAUUGACGAAUCGAAUGUUAUAUUGGUGAAUGCCACCAAUUUGCCAGAUGAUCCCAAUGUUGAGUGGCGGCCGGAUGCGGUUGCCAGCUUUAUAUUGCAUACAGUUGAGAGUCUUGAUAUACAGGCGAUAUUCACCUUCGAUCGCGAUGGGGUCAGCUCGCAUCCCAAUCAUUGUGCUGUGUAUUAUGCGGCCGCUUCUUUGUGUUUAGCCAAUUUAUUGCCUAAGGGCUGUAAGUUUUUCACGCUAGACUCGAUCAAUUUGGCCCGCAAAUAUUUGUCAAUCUUCGAUCUGCUGUGCACGUGCCUCAUGUCCACGCAUUGGUGCAUACUUAGCUGGAAGGAGGCGACUGUUGUCAGAGGCGCCAUGAUGGAGCAUCAAUCACAAAUGAAAUGGUUCCGUUGGCUGUAUAUUUACACAUCGCGCUAUAUGUAUAUCAAUUCGAUGCGCGAAAUAAACCUUUCGGAUGUCGAACUGGAAAUGCAAAUACAUGAUAAUUAGAAAUGGGCAGCGAUUAUUACGAAA
This is a messenger RNA of Drosophila grimshawi, 1180 nucleotides long. RefSeq names its product N-acetylglucosaminyl-phosphatidylinositol de-N-acetylase (gene PIG-L). The coding region runs from base 86 to 1156 and encodes 356 amino acids. Lineage: Eukaryota; Metazoa; Arthropoda; Insecta; Diptera; Drosophilidae. Gene Ontology annotation, molecular function: N-acetylglucosaminylphosphatidylinositol deacetylase activity. Gene Ontology annotation, cellular component: endoplasmic reticulum. Gene Ontology annotation, biological process: GPI anchor biosynthetic process. The record is from RefSeq and is a predicted model, not a curated record. The transcript has 5 exons.